This is a messenger RNA of Gallus gallus (chicken), 975 nucleotides long. Lineage: Eukaryota; Metazoa; Chordata; Aves; Galliformes; Phasianidae. The record is from the annotation of a RefSeq genome assembly.
AUGACCCUGCCCACCCUAACAAACCUUCUAAUCAUAACCUUAUCCUAUAUUCUCCCCAUCCUAAUCGCCGUGGCCUUCUUAACACUUGUAGAACGAAAAAUCCUAAGCUACAUGCAGGCCCGAAAGGGCCCAAACAUUGUGGGCCCUUUUGGUCUACUCCAACCCGUUGCAGACGGGGUAAAACUAUUCAUUAAAGAGCCAAUCCGACCAUCUACCUCCUCCCCCUUCCUCUUCAUUAUUACUCCAAUCCUAGCACUACUCCUAGCCCUGACUAUUUGAGUCCCCCUCCCACUACCAUUCCCCCUUGCAGACCUCAACCUAGGACUACUAUUUCUCCUAGCCAUAUCAAGCCUAACUGUCUACUCUCUACUCUGAUCCGGAUGAGCAUCAAACUCCAAGUAUGCCCUAAUCGGAGCCCUUCGAGCCGUCGCACAAACAAUCUCAUACGAAGUCACCCUAGCCAUCAUCCUGUUAUCCACAAUCAUACUGAGCGGCAAUUACACCUUAAGCACCCUGGCCAUCACCCAAGAGCCCAUCUACCUCAUUUUUUCCGCAUGACCCCUCGCAAUAAUAUGAUACAUCUCUACCCUUGCUGAAACCAACCGCGCCCCAUUUGACCUAACAGAAGGAGAGUCAGAGCUAGUCUCAGGAUUUAAUGUAGAAUAUGCCGCCGGACCAUUCGCCAUAUUCUUCUUAGCCGAAUACGCCAACAUUAUACUAAUAAACACACUAACCACCGUCCUAUUCCUGAACCCAAGCUUCCUAAAUCUCCCACCAGAAUUAUUUCCCAUUGCACUCGCUACAAAAACCCUCCUCCUUUCAUCCUCAUUUCUAUGAAUCCGGGCCUCAUAUCCACGGUUCCGCUAUGACCAACUAAUACAUCUUCUAUGAAAAAACUUCCUCCCCCUAACCCUAGCCUUAUGCCUCUGACAUACCAGCAUACCAAUCAGCUACGCCGGCCUCCCCCCAAUCUAA